Messenger RNA from Chinchilla lanigera (long-tailed chinchilla), 3918 nucleotides. RefSeq names its product POU class 4 homeobox 1 (gene Pou4f1). The record is from RefSeq and is a predicted model, not a curated record. Lineage: Eukaryota; Metazoa; Chordata; Mammalia; Rodentia; Chinchillidae. The transcript has 2 exons. Bases 1 to 567 code for a protein of 188 amino acids. Gene Ontology annotation, molecular function: DNA-binding transcription factor activity, RNA polymerase II-specific; RNA polymerase II cis-regulatory region sequence-specific DNA binding. Gene Ontology annotation, biological process: regulation of transcription by RNA polymerase II.
AUGAACAGCAAGCAGCCGCACUUUGCCAUGCAUCCCACCCUCCCUGAGCACAAGUACCCGUCGCUGCACUCCAGCUCCGAGGCCAUCCGGCGGGCCUGCCUGCCCACGCCGCCGGCGUUCGCCGAGCGCUUCAAGCAGCGGCGCAUCAAGCUGGGCGUGACGCAGGCCGACGUGGGCUCGGCGCUGGCCAACCUCAAGAUCCCGGGCGUGGGCUCGCUCAGCCAGAGCACCAUCUGCAGGUUCGAGUCGCUCACGCUCUCGCACAACAACAUGAUCGCGCUCAAGCCCAUCCUGCAGGCGUGGCUGGAGGAGGCUGAGGGCGCGCAGCGCGAGAAAAUGAACAAGCCUGAGCUCUUCAACGGCGGCGAGAAGAAACGCAAGCGGACUUCCAUCGCCGCGCCCGAGAAGCGCUCCCUGGAGGCCUACUUCGCUGUGCAGCCCCGGCCCUCCUCGGAGAAGAUUGCCGCCAUCGCCGAGAAACUGGACCUCAAAAAGAACGUGGUGCGGGUGUGGUUUUGCAACCAGAGACAGAAGCAGAAGCGGAUGAAAUUCUCGGCCACUUACUGAGGGAGGUGGGAGGUGCCGGGCGGGGCAGAGCGGGAGCUGAGGGGGCGUUUCAGGGGGGUUUUCCUCUGGCCUGCUUCCUCUGGCUUUUGGAGUGUCCGUUAUCCUGCCUGCGUUUGGGAAGCCUCUCCUGUUGCUCUUUCCUGCACCCCACUCUGCCCUUCCUUCCCUUACUGCCCGCAGUCCCCUGGCCUAGAGGACAGGAGUGCUGGAAGUGGAGGAAGGACAGGAUGGCAGGGGAGAUGGGGGGAGCGUCUAGGUGAGUAGGGCGUAGGGGCAAGGAAAGCGAGAGUGGACUGGGGUUUCUGAGGAGCAGGAUGGUUCUGGGGGCAGGGUGGGGGGAGAGGUGGGAAGGGUUGGGAAAUGGACUGUUUUUGACCAGAGACAUUUAUCAAAAUCUCCUGGGGACCAAGGAACUAUGUACAAAAUCAAACUCACCAACCACCAAAAACUAGACAAAUAAAGACAACAAAACAAAAGCAAAGAAAAAUGCUUUAAAAAUUUAACUUCGGGGAGCCAUAAUCUGCAGCUUCAUUUACCCCCAAGAAAGAGAGAAAAGAGCACUAUCAUGAUUACCACUGCCCCAACCCUACACCCGUGAACCGAGUCAAAAACCAAAAGACCAGAAGGUGAAAUUCUGGGCAGCGAAGCUAGUUCUGUCUUCGUGUUUAAAUUUUCCCUCAAAAUCCCAUUUCCACCCUAUCCACAUCUUCCUUGAUUUGUUUUCCCUGUUUCAACGAGGCGCCAGUGGCUGUGCUCCACAGUGGCUGCGCUGGGCAGCGAGUGUGGACGCAGCUGAGAGGGGCGUGGGGUUGGGAGGUGGGCUGCCCAGUUAGGUGGAACCUAAGUUCCCCAGUGGCCCGCUGGCUGCAGAGGCCUGGGCCAGGCUGGUUGAGGGUCUUUAGGAAGAGAGUCUGCGCUGUUUAAAAGGAAGAAUUUAGGGGCUCCGAAAGAAAUAUUUUAUUCUAAGAAAAAUAAAACAAUUAUAGCAAGAUUGUUCUCUUUUGCUCCUAUCUAAUUACAGCAUAGAGAAAAUGGACUAUUUUUUAAACAGGCCCCCGCCCCCAUACAGGGCUUUGCCUUAGCGUGCCCUUUAUUUUUCAGAAUGGCUUCUCUCAGACUGUUUAUUGGGUUUCUUUUUUCCCCUACCGACUCAAAAUAGAUUGAUGGGUUGGAAGAUAUUAGGACAGAUAUUUCCUUCCGUUUUCUAUCUACACUGAAUAAGACUCAUCUUGCUCUUCUAGGUCCCCUUUCCUCUUCUCUUGGAAAAGAUGGAGUCACUGAAAUGUUGAGAAGUUUCUGCUUUCAGUUGGGGCAGGACUUGGCUGUGAGAAAAUCACCUAAAUCCCAGAAGAGAGGAAGACAGAUUUAAAGGCCCUCCCCCUACUCCAUUUAUUUCAAAGAAGUCUGCAUGUUCCCCUGGGGAAGGCAGAACAACUGUUUCCUUUUUGUUGCUAUAAUUAUUCAAGAGUCAUUUAUUACUGGGGAUAAAUGUUGGGUAGCAAGAACUUUAAUUUGCACUAUCAGUUUCCCAAAUAGAAAAUCAUGUAUAGUAUUUCAUAAUAAUAAUCAAGUUAACUUACAAGCUGCUGAUGGAUCAAAAAAGGAGAGACAGUUAAAGGUGGUUAGGUAAAAUGCCUGCUUUGUGUACAAGAUACUCUUUGGAUCUCAUGUGGAGGUGGUUUAUUACCAUCAUUUAACCAUAAGUAAAAAUUUAACACAAAACAAAUGGCAAAAGAAAAAAAAACCUUCCUGUUUAACAAGACUGAUAUCAUGCAUGACUUGAAAAGUGCAGAAAGAAACAAUUAGGUCUCACUCUGGUUAGGAAUUAUUUAUUUAAUUAUGUUGUAUAUCAUUGUUUGCAGCGCAAACAUUCUAUGCAUUUGAAACUGAGCACUAAACUGGGCUAGCUUUCUGGUAGACUGUUUUUUUGUGGGUAGUGUUAUUUCACAGUCUACUGCCUGUGUCCACUGAAAACACAACAUUCUUGUCAUAUUCUUCUAUUUAGAGGGAAAAGAAAAAAAGGAAGAUUAUUGUAAAUAUUUUAUUUAAUGCACACAUUCACACAGUGGUUACAAACUGCCAGUGUUAAUCCUGAAACGUCUCACGGGUUGAUCUACCUGUCCAUGUGUGUCUACUGAGCUUUCUCUUUGGUUAUGUCUCCACUCUGUUACCUUCCUUGUCUCCCACUUCUAUCAGAAUCACUUCUGUGCCCCACAAUACAAGAGAGGGAUGUGUCCCAGUACACUUACAAAUAAAACAUAACUGAAAGAAUAGCAGUUUAUGACUUGGGUGCAUUUUUGUGUUUAUCUUGGGCCAAGUCUUGGUAGAGUGGUUGAGCAAAUGAGACAUUUCAACCAGAUAACCUAACCAAACAAAAACAAAAAAGGGGGUAGAUGGGGAGGAUGUGAAAGGUGGAUCAAAGAAAAGGAUUUUUUGCUGAAUUAGAAUUCACUUUUAGAUAACUCAUGAAAAGUGGUGCUCUAAAUAAAAUGAAUUCUAUAUUAGCUGUGUUUAUCAAAGUUUUUUUUUUUUAAUUGCAGACACUGGUGGAUAAUAAAGAACCAGGCCCCCCCCCCCAAAAAAAAAAAAACAUUUGAGGGUCAGGGACAGUGACAUUUGGGGAGUUUAUAUGUGCUGUUCUAGCCUAAAAAAUUUCUAAAAAUGUUGUAACUAAAUGACUUUUCUUUGAAGGUUAAUAAACUUAAAAAUCGUCUACUGAUCUAUCCACAGACCUUGUCAAAUGUUUCUGUUCAUUUGGAACAUUCAGUGUGCUGCCUAUUGCUCCAAAGUGACUAGAAAUUCUCUAUUUCUUGGUGACUGGGACUAGAUCAGAUGCCAAAUGUACAAAGUUUCUUAAUAGCUGGGAGUAUAUCUUCUGAAGUCAUCCUAUUUUAGCUAAAUCUCUUUACUUUCACCGGCAAAUCUGUGAAGCAAAACACUUGAUAUUCAAAAAUAGUACAUUUUAAAAGCUGUGAUUUUAAACAGUUGUUAAUGUUUUAAAAAGCACUAGAUAUUUUUAAAAAUAGAUCUCGUCCAUCAAAAUUGAUUUGUUUCUGUUGUUACUGACUUGAAUUAUCAUGUAAGUUUCUAAUAAAAUGCAUUUGUAAAAAAAAACCACAUUAUUUUAUAGAAAAGUAUGACCAGAUUUGAUUGUUGGAGAACAAGGAAUGAACAAAUGAAAAUAUUUACAAAGGUUUUUCUUUUAAAUCUGCCCAAACAGAAAUGUUGCAGGCAAAUACAUUUGUAUUAUAUAAUAAUGGAUAAUGUAUAUAUUAAAAAUUUAAGCAUUUGUUUUGUAUUAAAAUCCUUAACAAGAGAAGACUUAUGUUAAUAAAACAUCAUGAAAACCCA